AUGAAGAUUGAAAGGCCAAUGGAGAGGCGAUUCUCACAGCCAGGCAAGCAGAUUUCAAAUAUAAUAAAGCAGUUGUCAAAUCUACCGGAAGAGGAGCUUCCAACGUAUCUGAACAAUAUAUACGAGUGGCGGUGCGCCAAGACAGAUCUUCUGUACUGGGUUGACGUACUUGAUAGAUUUGAUGAGAUCUUGAAGGCAGUUGUAACAGAAUAUGGGUUAGGCCAAUUUCAAAACAAACCCAUGAAAGAAUCAGAUAAAGAGAUGGUUUAUGCGAUAUUAAAAUUUCAGAAACUGUUGGUUGAGAACAGUUCGAACAAAAGCAUGUUCAGCUCAUUUGAUGUGGUAGAGCCUUUUAUCUAUUCGUUUGAGCUGGAUUUAGCGAUUGAAGCGCUUUAUUUGGUUUCAUUCUUUGCUUCGAAGAUUCACAUACAGCGAUCAAUAAAGACAAGCAUGGCUCUGAUGAAGAUGGAGACACUGAAAAUACUAAUUGAGCGAGUGAAGGAGAAGCCGCAGAGCAUGUACACGUACUAUGAUGAGACUACAAAUAAUUGCAAGCGGGUGAGUAUUAAGAAGGCAGUGAAGAAGGGAAUAUACAGUAUUUCAGAUAAGAUGCUUCCAAGCCAAGAGAUGAGAAGGUUUAUACAUGCGAUACGGCUGCAUGAAAUGGCUGAGCAGCAUGAGAAGUUGAAAAUAAUAAGAAUGCUUGCAUUUAGUGCGCUGGUUUACUAUAGCUACACAGACCUGCCAAUAGACUCUGAGUUUAUUAGCCGGGAUCUGCCAGAGACACUAGCAAUAAUCAACACAGAGAGUUAUCAGAUGAGAGAGGCGGCAGUGACCAUGAUAGAUGCCAUAUUUCGAAUGAGGAUUAGGCACUCUGCUGUUAUAGCGGCAAUGAAUGCACAGUCGCAUGAAGGGAUGAUAAUGAAUCUUUUGAAGAAAGUAGUAAAUGAGGAUGUUCCAGAGCACUUUGCGAUUGUUUUCUUCAAUUUUCUUAGUUCAUGCUUUGCCUCUGGGCCGUGUGUAUCUGCGCUGUUUUCAGCAGGAAUUGUGCAGUAUGUGUGCAAUACACUGAGGGACCGGCCAGAUAUUUCUUACCGAAAGAGGAUGCGGCUGGUGAUGGGAGCCAACACAUUUUUGUUUACUUUGCCAGCGCCUUUUACAUGGUUUAUAUCCGAGAAUGGAAUUAGGAUCCUUUCAAAGGAAUUGCUUCUGGCAGUUGACGUGGCGGUGGGUAACAUAAAGGACCACGACCUGCUGAUGUACAUCAACUCAAUAAUGAAGAUUAUAUCGCAGCUAUUUAAGAAUGCAGGAACAGCAGAGGCAAUGCGCGGGUUUUUGGAGGGCGAGUUUCCAAGGGCUAUUAGCUUGAUUCUCUUCCACUCGGAAGAGUUUACACCCUCUAUUCUUGCGUAUUUGUUUUCAGCGGUUGGGGACUACAUUCACAACGAGCCAUCAAACCUUCCCUUUAUUAUUGAGGCAGGAAUAUUUGAUGGGUUUGUGAUGUGCAUGAAGAAAGAGCUGCCUGAAUCGCCAGACUUUCUGCUUGAGCUGCCUAAUCUGAUUGAGGCGUUCUUUUUGAACUCAGAGCUAAUCAAAAAAAUAGAUGAAGAGAAUAUCUUGGACAGGAUAUUUGAGAGCUUUGAAAUAGUAAAUUUGAGCAAUAUUAUUCUGAUGUAUGACAUAGGCCGUGCGUAUGGUAUAUUCCUGGAGAAUCUUGUGCGGCAUUAUCCGAUUAUUUCACUGACGGUUAAAGAGAAGAUAUACAAUACAAUGAAAAAUCUGGAAAGCAUGAUACCGAACACCGACCUAGAGCUCAUGCGGCUUCUGCUUGGGAACUUAUUCCGGAUGAUGCACCGGGCAGUGUACAGAAAGACAACCAACAACCAAUUAAUUACAGACAAAGGGCUAUUGAACAACAGAAUAAUAAGCAUGCUUAUGCUGAUAGAGAUCCCUACAGAAACUGAGCUAUACACUGAUGUAAUGAACAUACUAAUGGAGGUAUUUGAUGAGGAUCAGACGUAUGUUAUUUCAUACAUUGCUAAGGUUAUUGAUAGAGUCAUGAAAAACAAGGUCACCCUAGAGAACAUAGAGAAAAUCAAAAGAAUUCUGCUGAUAGUGAACUAUCUUAUAUUCAAAAACGAAGAGACAUGCGAAGAGUUUAUUAAGCACUGCACGUCCAAGGGGUUCCUGCAGAUUGUUAAGAGGAUUAGCCAGUACUUUGACAAUCUAAAGAAGGACACUGCCCUGGUGAGUGUGGCAAAGAAUGAAAGUCUGACCAAUCUGUACUAUUCGUUUACUAUGGGGAUACUGAAGACUGUGUACAGGUACAGCAAAACCAAUGCUAAGGAGUACUUAAAGAUUUUUGGGCUGCUAGUUGAGGACUUAUUGAGCAAGACAGAGCAGAUAGACCACUUAUACUAUACACAGCGAAUGCACGGGCUGAAGAACUAUAUUAUGGUGGACAAAAGCCCACAGCAAUACCCACAGAAGAAUGAAUUUGUUGUAACGCAGGAGUAUCUUAUGGGCAUUAAUCUGAGCGAGACCCUUAUGGAGCACGCAAAGAAUUCGGUUUCUAUGCUGAAGAGCGAGAAAAUAACCAUGGAUGCGCAUAAGAAGGUAGUUUCAUCCAUACUUGAGGUGCUUUCUAUAUAUGUUCGAGGCAUUAAAAAUCUCUUUGUUCCAGUGAAAGAGCCCAAGAAGAAGGUGUGUGAAAUUGAGGAGCAUGUGCUUAUAAUAGCAGAGCUUCUGAUGGACUACAUAGACAAGAGCAGCAUAGAGCAUCUGCUGAAUAUAGUAAAAACUGCCUUCUUUGUUACUCUUAGGAAGCAAAUCACAAAAGAGGUGGAUAGGGAGAACGAAGGUUCAGCAGAGUAUAAGAGAAGGAACAUUCUUGGGUCAUUUUUCAUUUCUGUGUUUUUAAACCUUCCAAAGGAGGAGACAGAAGCUGUUCUGAAAUCAGAUAUUUUCACUAUUCUUGUAAAGAACAAAAAAACGUUCAAGCAAGUGUACAACAAGAACUGUUUUGGCCUUCUGCAGUAUGCGGCAAUUAAGGAGAGCAGGGUGUUUUCGCAUCUGGUCUCGUUUAUUCCAAAGAUGACCAAGCAAGUGGGGGCAUCUACAGACCCGGCUUUUUUGAAACUUUAUGCAGUUGGACUUGUUUUUGUGGCAAUACGGGACACACUGAAGAAAACAACAGUUCUUUCUAGAUUCAUAGGAAACGUUGUUUUCGCAGAGAGUAUGUGCCCAAUGGUUGUAGAGGCGCAGGGAAUAGUUAUUCUUGCGAUUGUUAAGCUAAAAAUAGAGUAUAAUCUUGCAAUAACAAUAGAAGACCCAAUUAUUCAUUUGAAUCGGAUAUAUGCAAUAGUAGAAACGGCAGAGCAGAAAGAAAGCUUGGUCAUUCUAGCCAACCUUCUGAUAAGAAGGGUGAUAGAAAGCAAAGAGGCGGCGAAAGAGGCAGUGGACACUAUUAUAAAGAACAAGCAUUUGGGGAAAAGCCGGAUGUACACUGUUCACACUGUGUGCAGCAAUCUACGAAAUGCGUUGUUCUACUCAAUCACAUCCUUCCUGGAGUAUCUUUCAAGUAACUUUGAGUGCAUUAGUGCGGGGUGGGAGGACAUUCGGCACAAGCUUCCAGAUGAGCCGGCAAACCCCACAGAGAGUGGGCAGAUAUCAGAGGCAGUGCUGGAGACUCUUUCAGAUGGGCUAUUCACAAAACAGAUAAAGAUAUAUUCUGGGCUAAAUGCCGAGCUUUUUAGAACACUAUUCGUGCACAGGGCAACUGGCAAGAUGGAGCAGAUAGUGCGAAUUCACUCGCUGUGUCUCUUAGUAGUUUCUUUCCCGCAGCUUAUUUCAACACUUGUGCUAGAGGACUAUUCAUUCUUUAUGUACUUCUUGGAGAACCAUGCAGCGUACUCUAAAUCACUGAAGCCGAGUGCAUUCCAGCAGGAAGACAAAACCCUUGCGUACUGGUCGGGCCACUUUAUUAUGCUUAUAUUCAACCAUACAACGUAUGUAGAGGUUAAGAAAUACAUUCUAGAGAAGGUUUUGGAGCUGCUUCCUACGUCUAUUAAUGCAACGGUUAUUUUUUCUGAGCUCAUACAGGAGAUUCUUACGAUGCGAUUCAGCAAGAACACAUUUGACGAGAACACGGCGCUUGUGAAAGAGAUGAACUGUUUAGAGGUUAUGAUCAGAAGCACCAUGCAGAUAGAUAACAGAAGAAAGGACUAUGGGUCUAUCAUGGAGAUACUUACCAAGCCAAUGGAGUAUAUCACGCGUAUUUUAGCAGUUGAUGAGAAAGAAGCGUUUUAUGAAGAGGUUACGCAGUCAGAAGAAGAGGUUUAUUUUGAAGACAUUGAUGAAGGGUACAUGGAAGACUUUGACACAGAUGAGACAAUGGAUAGUGACCAGGUGGUGUAUGAUGACACAGAGGAGAACUCACAGGAAGUAGGGGAGUUGUGCAGUGAGGAUUCGCUGACUGUAUACACUGCAGAGUCAAAUAACUAUGGGGAGUAUCUUAUGUCAGAUGAAGAAUCAUCAAGUGAGGAAGAAGGCAUGGAUGAGGAGCAGUUCUCGUCUGAGCAGUCGGAGAAGAAUGAGUUCCUAAAGUCACUCUGCAUACUUCCUAUAUCUAAGCUGAUAGGAAAAGAAAUGGAGAUAUUCAAUGCAGAUGAAAGAAUGCCUUUUGUGCAAAAAAUACUUGAAGGCAUCAUUAUUUCAAAUCUCCAGGAGAAAGAGCCUUCUUCUACAGAUGAAGAAACUUUUGACAGCGAGGAGGGAUCAUAUCGCAGGCACCAGUAUCUCAUGCGGCGGGAAGAGGAGAAUGAUGAUGAAGAGCUAAAUGACUAUGCAAUCGACCCUACAGACCCAGAUGCGCACUUAGACGACGAGGGUCCAGAAGAAAUUGAUGAGGGCGUAGACGAGUAUGAUGACGAGUCGCAGUAUGACUAUGAUGGAAAUGGGUCUGAUGACGAAGAGUAUGAUGACGAAGAAAGCUUUGCAACUGGAGAAGAAAUAGCCAUUGGUGAUGAAAAUGGAGAAAUUCCUGAGUUGGAUGUGGAGGUUUUAAAUAAUCUACCGUCUUCUAUUCUAGAGGACACGGUUGAAAACUUCUACCAGGACAGAAUCUCGUCAAGCACUGAGUACCGCGCAAUAAGUCUGCACUUUUUGAACAGACUUAGAGAGGAGGUGCGAAGUGUAUUUGAGGAGCACGAGGCUCGGUAUAUGGAAACAUUCGCAGGAGAAAUUGUGCCACGCAGAGAGGAGAAGAAAAAGAAGCCACAGGAGAUGCCAUUUAUUGCUGAGAGAGAGGCCGCUGCCUCUGUCCCUAUUGACAUUGUUUUUGGGCUUAUUCACAUGGUCCUGCAGUGCGGAAACAGAAGAAACCUUUAUCGAAUAAUUCAUAAUAUAUCUGCAAAUAAAGAAGUGCGGAUAUUUUCAGUGGAGACUUUGGUUAACUCAAUUCAUCAGGCUAUGGUAGAAGGGGCUAGCAGCUCUGCUGGCGCAGGGAGUUCAACUGUAAAUGCAAGCGCUGGGUCAUCUGGAAACAAUGAAGCAAUCGCACCAGAGGUAAUUACAAAGAGAGGAUUUGAAGCAUUAACAUAUCUGUGCACCAAGUCGUCCGACUUUACGACUGUUUUCAGCUACAACACAGAGCUGAUAAAUAAGAUACUUCAAGCUACUAACAAGAGGACUAUUGCUGAGAGCGUUAAGCUUUUGAGCACUGUGGGUGACUGUUUCAAUAAUGAUAAAGUAUCAGAGCCAGAAAACAUUGAAGUGCGCAAGUACAUAGGCUUUUUGGAGUAUGACAUGACAGAUGAUACUUUUAAGCAUUUCUGUGAGUUUAUUAAAAAAACAGACCGGUUCUAUAGGCCUAUGUAUCUUCUCUAUUUAAUGGGAGGAAGCAAAAAAAGCCUUGAAGAGUGUCUGGAUAAAAAAGCAGAAUUUAACAGCCACACACACCAUAAGGGCAUUAUAAAGCUUGUUAGAAUGCUGAGUUUGGUAAAUAUCAUGGGAAUAACAGAGACGUAUCUGGAUAGUCUUAUGGAACUUAGAGAGAUGCCGUUCUGGGAAUACUAUUUUAAUAUUAUCCUGCCUAAGGAGAAGGAAUCAUUGUAUGCAUCGUCAAUUCUUCCUCUAUUUAAGGCAUUUGUCAUUGUGCAUACGAUACAGAUGUAUAUAGGAAGAAAUGAAAACGUAAAUGAGUUCUCAGAGAUACCAAAUAGCGACUCAUCUAUAUACUAUAAUGUGGUAGAGAAGGAGAAAGACCUUAUUAACACAUUUAUUCAAGCAGACCCGGAUCUAUUAUUCCAUGCGUUUGCAGGCCUUCAGAAGAAAAUAUUAGACUUUGACAACAAGCGGAUAUACUUCUACAAAAAAAUACGGGAAGAUGUGCAGCUACGGCCAACUAUUUCGCUUAUGGUGCAGAGAGGAGCAGUGUUUGAGGAUACUUUCCACCAGCUAAUGCGGCUGAAUGGAGAGCAAGUAAGAAAUGCAAAGUUCAACAUUAAGUUUGCAGGAGAGGAAGGUGUUGAUGCAGGCGGCCUUACACGAGAGUGGUACUCUGAGCUGAGUAAAGAGAUGUUCAAUGCAAACUAUGCACUUUUCACUCCUAUAGGCUCUUCAUACCAGCCAAACCACAUAAGCCACAUAAACCCAGAGCAUCUUGUAUACUUCAAAUUUAUUGGGCGUAUUAUUGGAAAGGCUGUGUAUGAUGAAAUGACUGUUGACUGCCACUUUACACGGGCCUUCUAUAAGCGUGUGCUAAGUAUUCCUGUUGACCUCACUGAUGUUGAAGCAUUAGAUCCAGAGUUCCACCGGUCUCUUGUCUGGAUUCUUGAAAAUGACAUUGAGAAUGUUCUGGAGAUGACUUUUUCGCUAGAGCAAGACCGAUUUGGAAUUACCGAAGUAAUUGAUUUGAAGGAGAAUGGAAGAAACAUUGCAGUAACAAAUGAGAAUAAGCGAGAGUAUGUAGAGCUUGUGUGUAGGUUCAAGCUUGUCCGAGUGAUUGAAAGACAGUUGUCUGCAUUUGCAGAGGGAUUCUUUGAAAUACUAGACGUAGAUAUGCUAAGGAUGUUCAAUGAAAAAGAGCUUGAGCUUCUAAUCAGUGGUCUUCCAGAAAUUGACGUGGAUGACUGGCGCAACAAUACUAUAUACUUUGGGUACACUUCAGACUCACAAGUUAUUCGAUGGUACUGGCGAGCAGUGCGUAAUUUCAGCAUGGAAGAGAGAGCCAAACUCCUGCAAUUUGCCACAGGAACUUCUAAGCUACCUCUUGAGGGAUUCGCAGGCCUGCGGUGCCAAAACGGAAACCAGAAAUUCCAAAUCCACAAAGCAUCCGGCGGAUCAUCCAGACUGCCAACUGCACAUACAUGUUUCAACCAACUAGAUCUACCAGAGUAUGACUCAUAUGAGCAAUUAGUUAAGGCGCUUCUUUUCUCACUAGAAGAGUGUACUAGUGGGUUUGGAUUUGCAUAA
This is a messenger RNA of Nematocida parisii ERTm1, 7473 nucleotides long. RefSeq lists its product as uncharacterized. The coding region runs from base 1 to 7473 and encodes 2490 amino acids. The transcript has a single exon. Lineage: Eukaryota; Fungi; Microsporidia. Gene Ontology annotation, biological process: proteasome-mediated ubiquitin-dependent protein catabolic process; protein polyubiquitination; positive regulation of protein catabolic process. Gene Ontology annotation, molecular function: ubiquitin-protein transferase activity. The record is from RefSeq and is a predicted model, not a curated record.